AUGAGCAACACUUGGGUCAUCUUUGGUGCCACCGGCCAGCAAGGUGGUGCCGUAGUGCGAGCUUUGCUCCAGGAUACUACCCUUUCCAAGUCCAUCACCGUGCGUGCUGCCGUCCGAAACCCGGCAGCGCCUACGGCAAAGCCCCUGCACGAUCUUGGAUGCGAGGUUGUCCGCGCGGAUCUCGACGACAAGGAUUCCCUCCACGCCGCCUUUGAAGGAGCGUCUGGAGUCUUCCUCGUAACUUCAAACAACAUCGACGAACAAUACUACAAACGAGAAUUCCAGCAAGGCAAGAAUGCAGCAGAUGCGUCAGUCGAAUCAGGCGUCCAGAAGAUCAUCUUCAGCACCCUACCCGGCGUGCGCACAAUCACCAACGGCCAUCUGACCAAAGUCGUACACUUCGACGUCAAACACGACAUCGAGCAGUACAUUCGCCAGCUGCCCAUUGCCAGCUCUUUCAUCGCCCUGGGGUCUUUUAUGCAAAACUUCAUCAACAUCCUUCCACCUCGAGACGCCGGAGACGGAACCUUUGCCAUCAAAGCAAGCAUGCCUUCUUCUACUGUCUUUCCCUUGAUCGACGCGACGGACAGCGGACGUGUGGUGGCGCAGAUGGUCAAAGCAUUUGAUGAUCUUCGCAGUCGAACAAUCUACGUCGCCGCACAACUGAACACGCUCGAUGAAAUAGCAGCCUCGAUCGGGAAGGCGAAUGCUAAGACUGUCAAAUACAUGCAAAUUUCUCCCGAAGAGUUCCUGGCUCCUCUACCAAAGCCCAUGGCAGAGGAUUUCGGAGAGUUCGCGCGAUACCUCUCGGAGUACGGGUAUUUUGGGCCCGAAACGAAUACGCUGCCACUUGGGGAGUUUGGGCAGUUGACGAGUUAUGAGGAGUUUUUGAAGGAGAAUGAUUACAUGACUCUUUGA
Molecule: messenger RNA, 918 nt
Organism: Neohortaea acidophila
Lineage: Eukaryota; Fungi; Ascomycota; Dothideomycetes; Mycosphaerellales; Teratosphaeriaceae
Exons: 1
Coding region: 1-918 (305 amino acids)
Source: RefSeq, a predicted model, not a curated record